Messenger RNA from Colletotrichum phormii, 2211 nucleotides. RefSeq lists its product as uncharacterized. Gene Ontology annotation, molecular function: dynein light intermediate chain binding; microtubule binding. Gene Ontology annotation, cellular component: cytoplasm; centrosome. NCBI's taxonomy places the organism in Eukaryota, Fungi, Ascomycota, Sordariomycetes, Glomerellales, Glomerellaceae. Bases 1 to 2211 code for a protein of 736 amino acids. Gene Ontology annotation, biological process: cytoplasmic microtubule organization; cytoskeleton-dependent intracellular transport. The record is from RefSeq and is a predicted model, not a curated record. The transcript is spliced from 7 exons.
AUGCCGUACUCAGGAAGCGCGCAGGCCGCGCUGGUGCAAUGGGCAAACACAUUUCCCCUGGAUAGACAGGCCGACUCAAUAUCAGACUUCCUGGACGGUCACCUCCUGUCCAAGGUCCUUCAAGCACUCGACCCCUCCUUCGAUUCCAACACCACCGAGGGCGAGCUAUACGAUGUCUACAAGGGCAUCCAGAGGCUAGUGUAUCGCGAGUGCCCGGGGCUCAUUGGACAGACCAAGCUUGCCGAUAUCAGACCUAGGGCGAGAGAAGCGCAGCCGGAGGCUAUCAGUAAGCUUAUUGCCGUGCUGUUUGCUGUUGCAAUGCUUGGUAGCAACAACGAGCGAUGGGUUACCCGUAUCACCCAGGAUAUCUCCGACAAAACGGUCCUCAUGCAGCUUCAGCGGGUCACGCAGGACAUGAGUACAGCCAUCAACGAUGCCGAGGCGGCGGACGUAGAAGAAACCUCCGAGCUUGGGAACGAAAGCCACGAUGUCGAUCUCGCAAUGGAAGCCGACAACAUACGCCUCCGCUCUGACCUAGAUAAGAAGGGAAAGCUGCUCGCGGAUAUGGAAACGCGCUUGGGCCACCUGCAGGAAAGUUACGACGAUUUGAAAGAGGAGGUUGUUCGCAAGGGCAGGGAGCUAGAGGCGUUCCACGAUGCCCAAGACGGUGCUGGCAAGGAGGUCAUCAGGUCGCUUGAACUGAAGUUGCGCGAGCAGGACGAGCUCAUUGCCAACCAGGAAGCGCAGGCUGAAGAGGAUCGCAUCGCCAAGGAGCGGUUGACGAGCGAAGUCUCAGCACUCAAGGCCAAGACGCAGAAACUUGAGACCCUUGACGAUGAGGUCAAGGAGUUGCGGUUCAAGAAUGAGGAACUGUCCCGUAAAGCCAACAUGGUUGAACGGUACAAGCAAAAGCUUGAGGCACAGUCCACGUUGUCAAAAGAGAUGGAUAACUUGCUCUACGAGAAGGAGCAGAUGCAGCGCGAUCUCAUUGAGUACGAAAAGGUUCUGAAGAGAAAUCAGGCCUUGGAGCAGACCAACGAGCAGUACGCCUCGAAGCUCAGAGAUUACGAGCUGCAGUAUGUUGAGUUGGAUGCUCAGCGCAGGGCUCUUCACGAUGACACUAUGCAGUUGAGAGCUCGUCUUGCAACGCUCGAUGCUCAGCGUCUCUCUGAUGAGCACCUAAUCUCCGAGUUGCAGGAGCAGAUCAACUCGGGAUCCCCGGGUGCUUUGUCUCCCGACGCUGGCACUGCGGGCUUCAGUCUCGAGCAGGAGCUUGAGGGUGUCAGCAGCGCCGCGCCCCCUAAUCUUGGUCUCGAGGUUUCUCGCCUCAAGGCAGAGAACAACCUGCUUCGUAGCGGUAUGGGAUCUGGGCCAGAAAACGCCCGAUUGCGUCAAGAGCUCGAGGAGGAGCGUAGGCAACGCGAACGUAUUCAGGGAACUUACAACGAUACGUUCGAAAAGCACCAGAUUGCGGAGGCCCAAAUCAGCGCUCUGAUCGAGAGCAGUGGCGAAAACGAGGUGCUAGCCAACCUGAGGAUCCAACUUGCUCAAAAGGCCCAUGAACUUGAUAGCGAGAGGAGGAAGAACAGCGAGAUCCAAGCUCAGCUCUCUGACAAGGAUCGCGAACUCCUCAGCGCAAGGACCGAUCUCUCAGCCGUGGCAAAGGAUAGCGUUGAUGCUCUCGAGGAACUCAAGUCUACUGACCAACUCAUAUCCGGUUCAAUCCACGAAGAACUCGAGGCAGCACGCCAACAGCUCAAAAACCUCGGUACUGACCUCGAAGAACAGCGCAGCUCGCUUAUCAACGCCCUGCUUGAGAAAGACAAGCUUCGAAAGGACCUUGACGAGGCCAAGGAUGGCACGGGUGCUGAGCCCACUGAGGCCGCUCAGAAGCUUCAGGAGAAGGUUGACAAACUGCGCGUCAGACUCAAGGAGCGCCAAUCGCAACUGGAGAAGUCCGAGCAAGAUAAAUAUGACUUGCAGCGCAAGCUUAAGGCGGCUGAAGGCGGAGAAGCUGCCGCGGCUCAGAAAGCUGCGAGUGAUCAGAUUAUCAAGAACCUCCAGCGCGAGAAUGCACUCAUUGCGACGGCAUGGUACGAUCUUACUAGCCGUAUUCAGAGCAAUCACGUCGUCUUGCAAAGGCGGAAUGAGGCUCCCAAGAGCUGGCUGGGCAAGCAAAGACAGAUGGUCAAUGCCACUCCUAGGAGAUGA